Molecule: messenger RNA, 2666 nt
Organism: Doryrhamphus excisus (bluestripe pipefish)
Lineage: Eukaryota; Metazoa; Chordata; Actinopteri; Syngnathiformes; Syngnathidae
Source: RefSeq, a predicted model, not a curated record
CAGAUGAGACAUUUAGCCACGCCCCCAUGAGGAGCUUCCGCAUUGUCGUCCUCAGCGACUGGACAAACUACUACAACCACACGUUGAAAACAACACAAACAAUCAUCAGCACCCCUUGUCUCACAACUGUAAAGAUAUUUUCAGCACAAUGAAUGUGAGAAAGGUGGAAAAAGCUGUUCUGAGUGUGGAGCAGUCUGAGGGUGUUGGUGCUCGCGUCCGCAGAAGCAUUGGUAGAAAGGAGCUGCAGACCCUGGAUCCAUUUCUGAUGUUGGAUGAGUUUCGAGUGAGCAAGCCAGCAGGGUUUCCAGACCACCCUCACAGAGGAUUUGAAACGGUAACAUACGUGUUGGAAGGCGUCAUAGGUCAUGAAGACUUCUGUGGAAAUUCAGGGAGACUCCAACCCGGGGAUCUGCAAUGGAUGACUGCAGGACGGGGUGUGGUUCAUGCAGAGAUGCCCAUGUCUGAGGGUCCCUUGGUGGGUUUGCAGCUAUGGGUGAACCUAUCCAGGCGGGACAAGAUGGUAGAACCAGCCUACCAAGAGCUUCGGAGCUCUGAAAUCCCCAAACCAUCCCUGGGAGGCGUCACUGUGGCAGUGAUAUCUGGAGAAGCCCUAGGAGCAAAUUCUAAGAUCUUCACAAGAACACCAACGAUGUACCUGCACUUUGUGCUGCAGACAGGAGCUCAGCAUGUGCAGCCAGUCCCUUUAGGAUGGACUGCUUUCAUUUACACUCUAUCAGGAUCCAUUCAUGUUGGCUCUGUUGAGGAGCAGCAGAAGUUUGAGCCUCAUCACACCGUGGUGUUUGGAGAUGGAGAUUGUGUCAGAUUUGAAAACAAGGGACCUGAAGUUUGCAGUUUUGUGCUGAUAGCUGGAGAACCCAUCAAAGAGCCUGUGGUUAAACAUGGGAUCACCACAUACUGCUAAAGAUCAUCUUCCUUCGGGAUUCCUAAUGAAUUGUCCAAGUCAAGAGCAGAGCUGAGGGAUGCUGAUGAAGAUCAAACAGACUCUUUGUAGAACCUCCUGCUUGGUGACUCUGCUGGUGGAGCUCAGCUGGAUCAAUGGGAGCCUCGGCCUGCACAGAGAGGGAGGAAGUAGAGUAAGUGACGUACGUCUGUGGUUUUAGCAAGCUUGUGAACAAUUCUGAAUUGAAUUGAGAAUGUUGUCCAAAUUCAACUCCCAUGAAUCUGAAAUGAAAUUGAAUUGUUGUGAACAGACAUUAGCAUUGAAAUUCAGAUUUGAUUUGAAGGAAUUAAAUUUUGGUUUAAUCAAGUUUUACAGUAAAAAUCCAUACGUGACUGUUUUACUAUACAUAUUUCAUUGAAAGAUAUUAGUGUGAACCUCAUGUACACGCUACAUUUUCAAUAUAACUUUGAAAUUAGGGAAAAUAAUGGAAAAAUACUUUAUUUCCCAGAAUGUUUAUCCAAAUAUUAAAACUGGGGAGAAUUUUGUGUUUCAUUUUAGUGUUUGUAAGAAAUAUGUAAUAUUUAAGCUAAAACCUUUGUUGAAUGUGACAAAUACUCCCUGUAACUUCUUACUUGGUUACUUGGUUCAUUUAAUUUAAGGAAUUGCAAUGAAUUCAGUUGCACUUCCAGUAAUUCCAAUUCAACAUUCCGUGGGAUUGAGGCAAUUCAAUUGAAAUUCCAAAUUUUGUACAAGCCUCAUCCACUUUUUUCAUAGAUCUGCACUUGUCCAAUGUAAUAUAGGACACACAUAUAUAUAUAUAUAUACACACAACAGCAUAACAUUAAGGAGUGCGGGAGGAUACAAAGUGUUAGCGAUACUAGCUUAGCUAUGCAAGCCCUUACCGUCAUUUUAGCCGGUUAUUAUACUUGUCUAUUUGCUGAAAAAAAACAAAAUGAUCAAACUUUACAGCUCCUGUCUGGAGUGGAUUGAAAGUUAGCAGAACUCCAGGCUUUAUUUUACAAUGAGUUGCAAAGCUUAAUUUUUUUUCCUCAAAAAUGUCCUCUGUGAACGGUGAGUGUGUACACGGGUUAUUGUUCGGGUCAGAUAGUAUCAUAUUCAUGAGGAAGGAAGUUUGUCCUUAAAUAAAUAAAAACCCCAAAACUGCAAAUGUGACUGUUUAAGGGCAUGGCAAGGUCUCACUCCGAUCAUGCCGUUGUUCUAUGGAACAAACAGAGCUAGGUACUGCAACCAAUUCACAGAGUGAAUCCUUUUCCUGCUUGUCUGGAGGAGAAAGAUGAGAAAAACAUACAUGCAUGCAAAAUUGUCAAAUACAUUUAUUUAUUCAUUAAUUUACUUAUCAUCCCUGGUGAGAAAUAAAAAUCUGAAACUUCAAAAAUGACCAUUUAAACCUCUUUGGUAAAGAGUGGAGUAAAUAAUAGGUCAUGAUAAUAGACAAGAGCUCACGCUUACAGGUCUUAAAUAGGCUGUAGGAACUAGGGAUUCCAUCCAUGUUGUUUUCCUUGAUCUCAUUAUUUGAGUCUCCCAGGCACAUGCUGUUUUACUUCCCCCUUUCAUAGCUCCCCUUCAAAUAUCGUCAUCACAAUCUCUGGAGCUGUUUCUCAUUAGCUGGUGGAAGCGGCAAAGUGUAACCCCCUAAUUGUUUCUCCUGUAAGUGGCUAAAUCCACCAGCACAAACAAUGUUUUUUUAUUUAUGUUAUUGUACCUUCACCUUGGCGUUAUACUGUCAGCACUAUUUUUGAGUUAA